Cottoperca gobio is the source of this 1308-nucleotide messenger RNA. RefSeq names its product DnaJ (Hsp40) homolog, subfamily C, member 22 (gene dnajc22). Lineage: Eukaryota; Metazoa; Chordata; Actinopteri; Perciformes; Bovichtidae. The record is from RefSeq and is a predicted model, not a curated record. The transcript has 4 exons. Gene Ontology annotation, cellular component: membrane. The coding region runs from base 143 to 1162 and encodes 339 amino acids.
GAGAGCGCUGCAAGUAGCUGUCAAUCAUCACUAUAAUACGUUAGCCUCAUCGUCAACGUGUUAAUGUUAUUUAUAUCCAAAGGUACUCAUGAAGGAUGACUAACAUUCACCUGUACAUGGACUGAUCCACUGAGGCCAAAGGAUGGUAAAAAGUGUCAUGGUAGCAUAUGCCCUGUGGGCAGUCGGUGGGCCUUUGGGCCUUCACCAUUUAUAUUUAGGCAGAGACAGCCACGCUCUGUUAUGGAUGCUGACCCUGGGAGGAUUUGGGUUUGGCUGGGUCAGAGAGGUCAUGCGCAUUCCUGCAUAUGUUGGGGAGGCCAAUCGAGAUGCAGAGAAAGAGAGAAAAGCACCUCCCACCAUGGUCCCCCCACCUGUAGGCCCUGUCAGAUUUGUUGGACAGGUGUUUGUUGGGAUCUACUUUGGCACUGUGGCUCUGAUUGGACUGAACUCCCUUGGUUUCUUCUACUUGAUCGUCCUGCCUCUAUGUGUGGGUGCAGGGGUACAUCUGGUGUCCUGUAUUGGUCUGCAGACUUCUGAUCUCCAGAAAACUUUGACUGCUUGUCUCAUCACCUCCCCAAUAUUCUAUGGCAGCUCUUUAUCACCUCUCCCUAUAAGCCUGGCUGCCAGUGUCACUGCUGCACAGCACCGCAGGGUCAAACCUCCACAGACACCCGGGAGCACACAGAAACUAGGUCCACGGCUUUACAGGCUCGGUCUAGCCUGGCUGGCCUUCUCUGCUCCGCUGGGUUACUGUAUUUUCCAUAACACCACAGCCACACUGUACUACCUGUCUGAUUGUUUAGCAGCACUGCUGGAUAUUUUCUGGUUCCUGCCUUGGCUCAGAAAUGUGUUGGAGUACAUUCUUUUAAUGCCUUAUAAGCUCUUGUGUGUAAUUACUGGAGGAGGGUACUAUGAUGACGCUUGGAAGAAGGUGCUGGAAAUACUUCUCAAAGAAUACUCUGAGAAAGAAAAAGAGGCACUGCGGGUAUUGUCAUUGGAGGCAGAGGCCUCACUAGAAGACAUAACUCACAGCUAUAGGGAGCUGGCUAAGACAUGGCAUCCAGACCAUAAUCCUGGCAAGGAUGCAGAGGCCAUGUUCGUGAAGAUCAAUGAGGCUUAUGAGGUUCUUCUACAACGGCACAAACCUCGUCGAUUCAUAUAGUUUUCCCUCCAUUCCUCACUGACUGACUAUUUUUCAGUCAUUGUUUAUAAUGUUCAUGGAACAUAAAUCAAAAGCAUGGACAGAGACUUGCACGGUAUUUCACAGAUGUCUGAUUGGUUACUUGGUAGUUUGUCUCAAGCAGCACU